This is a messenger RNA of Mesocricetus auratus (golden hamster), 3649 nucleotides long. Its product is annotated as histidine triad nucleotide-binding protein 1-like. The record is from RefSeq and is a predicted model, not a curated record. Gene Ontology annotation, cellular component: cytoplasm; nucleus. Lineage: Eukaryota; Metazoa; Chordata; Mammalia; Rodentia; Cricetidae. The transcript has a single exon. Gene Ontology annotation, biological process: purine ribonucleotide catabolic process. Gene Ontology annotation, molecular function: hydrolase activity. Bases 2608 to 2958 code for a protein of 116 amino acids.
UCAGUGUGUGUGCCUGUCCUCCUGAUCAUUCGAAAGACUGCUCUCUGUGCUUCCUUAAGAAGCCAUGUUGAAAGAUUAGCAUAUGGGCUAGGGCGAUCAGUCAGUAAAGUGCUGACUGUGCAAGCCCAAGAACCCGACUUCAGUCCCCAAAACCUAAAUUCAAAGAGCCAAGCGCAGUGAUGCAACUUGCAUUCCCCAUGGGAGGAAUGCUAAUUACCUACGGGGUACAUUCUAGGUCAGUGUCUGAAGCACAGAGAUGGUAGAUGGGUGGGUAAAGAACCAUGCCUGAAGUCGUCUUUGACCUUCACAUGUACUCUCACACACAUGUGCACCUGCACACCCAGGAGAGUAUGUAUACACAAGCACAUCCUCACGCAUGCACACACAUCCUCACACAUGCACACGGUAACACUGAUCUGCCCUGAAUGAAGAAGAAAACUGUUCAGGAAUGGCUUCCAUUGUGAGUGACUCCUCACAACUCUGGAUUGUGCUAGGAUUAACUUAGCUUCCACGGAGGCCGUUGGAUGCAGACACAGAUGAGACACCUACACAGCACACUUUGGUAAGAACUGUCUGUCACACACAGCAGGUUAGGAAGGAAGGCAGGCGUGAGGAGCUGCCCACACACCAGCUGCUUCGCCACCGUUCUUGAAGUUGGAGGAUCAUGAGGAGAAGGACUUCGUAGAUGGGCUGUUGGAAGGAGCCCAGUUGUUCCUUUAUGGUGACGGAGGCCUCCUUUGUGUGAUUAUUGUGAAAACCUGGUAGUGACAGGUCUGUAACCUAGCCGCUCUAUGACUUCUGUCACUUGGCGUGUCACUUAGUCUUUUUUAAACCCCGAUAACAUACAUGCAAGCCCCUUUUCUGUGAAGACUGAUGGGUGACAAGCUGUGUCUUCUGCAGCAUAGUGGGGAAUGAUCGACUGUGACUUUCAGGGAAGUCAGCCUCCAUGCAUCCAGAGCUUUUGAGAGCUGAUGUCGCUGAGCCAGUUGUUUCCAUUCUUGGCACUCUGUCCCAGACUUAGUGUGUUUACAUUGUUUUAGGUGUGAGGUUUUAUUAAGGCAGUAUUUGCAACAGUAAUGUUUUAUCAUACACUAAUGUUAAUGGUGAGCUGUUACACUUACAAAACAUGAUAGUCAAACAGAAGUGGAAUAGCUGCAAGUAUGAUAAAUAUGUUUAAAACUGUUUCCAAAGAGCAGUAACUGAUUCAGAGUGUCAGAUAAAAAGAAAAUGCAUGUUUUAGAUAGUACUUGAUCUAAGUGUUUGAUGUCUGAAAGAUACAGAAGACAAAUAGUGGCUGUGUUCCACUCUACAUGGUUACUAUUACAGCUAUUACAGUAGGGCUUUGCACAUCCUAGGCAAAUGCUACACCACUGAACUGCUGUGCCCUUGCUCCUAAAACUUAUAGAGUUUGUAGGAUCAUUUUGUGUAUUCCAAGUUCUUAGUGAUUGUAAUUCUUAAAGGCUAGAAAAUGUGUUUAAAAUGGCCAUACUAUUGGUAAAUUUUGCCGUAAAGGAAGAGAAAGAUUAUGUAUAGGUAUCAGUUGAAAGGUGUUGAGUGUAGCUUUCUUUUUUGAGAUAGGGAUUUCAGUAGCCGUGUAUUACCCGAACCUCUCUUUUUAGAUUAGGCUGGCCCCUAACUCACAGAGAUCUGCCUGUGCCUGACAGGUGCUGGGAUUAAAGGUGUGUGCCACCACCUGGUAACCAUCAAGUGUAGCCUUCUUCACUAAAAGAUUAGUGGCUUUCGAGAAUCAGAACGACUGUAGCCAAUUGUAUACUGUGGUCACAUCACAUAUAAUGUAGUUAGGAAAUACUGUUUACUGCAUGAAAUUUUCCACUAAUGAGGCAUUGUUCUAGAUUCUAGCAAGUGUAUAAUAAGGCACUUGGUUGCUGGAUGCUCACAACAUAAGGGGGAAAAGUCAAGAUACAAGUGUCCUCAUGGCGUCAUCGUUCAUAGGGGAGACACUCCUCACUGCUGUGAAGAGGGAAAGAAGACUGAGGCACCACGAAACAUGGACAUUUCUAAGGCUAAGUUGACAAGGAAGAGCUCAGAGUUAACUGUGGAGUAUCCGCAGAGAUCUGAAAGUCCCAGGACACGGGACUGAAGGGGAAGCAUGGUGACAAGUCAUCGAGAGUCCUGAGGGAAGGGUCUUCACAGCCACACAUGUGACUAGUCCACACCGGAUAGUCGUUUGCUGAGUGGAUGGAGAAGGGGCUUCCUGGUGGAAGACUGGGCAGCUGCUAGAGGACAUGCUCUGCGGUGAGCGGAGGCACAGGUGACACAGGGCACGUGAGUCCUGAGAGGAGUGCGCAGAAAGGCUGGCCUUUUCAGCAUCCCAGCUGCAUUGAGGAGGAUGGUUUGAAAGAGAAACAAGGCAUAAAGCAGUAAUCCAGAAGAGUUAGCGGAGCUUGAAUGAGAGAGACUUCAUUCCAUCGAUGCUUGAGAGGAAAGGCCGGCAUGCUGAGAGCUCAGGAAACAGGAAGGUGGAAUAGGGUGGAGGAAGGAAUCCAGCUGGACUCCCAAGGCAUCUAGGUAUAAGGAGAGUUAAGAGAGCUAGUUGGUCCUCUCCCCACCGUGGCCACGGUGCGGGAAGGCCAGCGAGCGGCUGUGAUGGCUGACGAGAUUGCCAAGGCUCAAGUGGCCAAGCCCGGCAGCGUCAUGGUCUUCGGCAAGAUCAUUGACAAAGAAAUCCCCGCCAAGAUCACCUUUGAGUGUCUUGCUUUUCAUGACAUUUCCCCUCAAGCACCAACACAUUUCCUGGUGAUACCCAAGAAACAUAUAGCCCAGAUUUCUGUAGCAGAAGACGAUGAUGAAAGUCUUCUAGGACAUUUAAGGAUUGUUGGCAAGAAAUGGGCUGCCGAUCCAGGCCUGCACCGGGGCUAUCAGAUGGUGGUGAAUGAAGGUGCAGCCCGGGGACAGUCUGUCUAUCAUAUUCAUCUCCAUGUUCUUGGGGGUCGGUAAGCAGGUUGGGGAUAAUUUUCUCUUCUCUAGGUAGUGAUUCAGUUGGCAAGCUCCAGUAUAUUAAAUGGCACACAUAGUUUUGCCUGUGCAUAGAAAAAUUGAAGAGAUCAUUUAAAAUCCUGUGUCUAAUAAAAAAAAACAUUGUUACAAAAAAAAGAGAGAGAAGCUAGUUGGAAGGAAAAACAAUGAGAUUAAUGGACACACAGCAAGCUCAGAUGCCUGUGGAGUCUACAGUGGAAAUGCCCCUUCAGUGGUUGGAGAUCCAGGACUGACCAUUAGGAUAAGAUUGAGCUGGACAGAGGAAUGCAGGGACCAGUUACACACAUGUUAGGUGCCAUGUGAAACAACUACAGAAAUCAUCUUGACUCAGGAAUUUAUGACAUUCAAGAACCCACAUAGUGGGAAUCCAUGACUAGUUUCUUCACAUUUUAAUGUGAAAUCCAUACAAGUAUGCUUAGCUGUUAGCAUAAUUUUAACAUAGAUCUGCAGAGCUGAGACUCCAGGCUCCAUGGGUCACAGUAUGGGAUGACUGUGGUUGUUGGCUAGACCCAGCCAGCAACUUUUCCUUCAUGUCCUUUACCUGCCAAAAUUAAUAGGUACAUAUAUUGUACUUGCUAAGGUGAAAUUGUGUUUUAAAAGGCUGUUGUAGAGGCUGGAGAGAUGGCUCAGAGGUUAAGAGCACUGGCUGCUC